Messenger RNA from Porites evermanni, 14320 nucleotides. NCBI's taxonomy places the organism in Eukaryota, Metazoa, Cnidaria, Anthozoa, Scleractinia, Poritidae. The record is from the annotation of a GenBank genome assembly.
AUGAACUUGUUGAAUAUCUUCUUUUCACGCCUAUGGCUCCUUGCUGUCGCUUCACAGCAUCUUGGCACGUGGAAGGCUUUAGCACAAGGUAUGUUUAUAGUAAACAUAUUUUUCAAUGCAGCAGGCAUCGUGCUUGAAUAUUUAUUAUUUUAGAGAAACAUAAAGUUUGUUAACUCUGUUAUCUCUUCCAUCAUUAACACCUUAGCUUGCCAACAAAUUCACGGCAGUAUUGGGAAAUAAUCCCGUUGAAAGGUCAUUGAAGACUGAAAUGAAUUCAAGUUGUCUCCUUCCGCCAGUUUUCAGCACUCUGAGCACCAAAGACUUUACAGUCUCACGGAUGGUCACCCACAUCUCUAAAGGAUACUUUAUCCGUUUUAACUGCACGCUAAAUCCACAUCCUUUUCUAUUCAAUAGUGGUUUAUAAACGAUGAAAUAAGCGUUACGCUGUCCGGAUUCUUAGAAAAAAGGCAUUUACCUUCCAGUUUUAAUUAAUCUUGUAAGGGAAUUUUUUAAUUAGUCUAAGACAGUCUGCUACAAUGCAUACCUGAAGCGACAAUGUUUUUAUAUUUUCGUUAUAAUUUAUGCAUGUAACAUACUUAAGGCAAUUGACAGACCAUGUAAUGUGCCGUUCAAAAAAAAGGCAAUUCAAUUGGUUAUUCGCCUAUUGCUUAGGAACUGAACCAUACUGCCCAUAGCAUACUUAACGUAAAUUAUUUUGUUGGUAUUUUGAGAGCAUUAGUUUAAGUUGUUCGUGAUGUGUCACCAAGCUCAUUAACUGUUUAUAAAUCCAAAUGUUCUUAGCACAAUGUCAUAUGCUUAUAUUGAGUCUUUUUUGUCGGCCUGAUAAAAAAAAAGGAAUCAUUCUUAUCCAUGUUAGACAAAUAAAGAGUCAUCCUAUCUUAAAUUUGGCGCUUUUUACGGGAGUUAGGUAGUUAUUUAGGAGGAUAGCGAUGUAUCAAAUCUCGUUGAACAGUAGAAGCAAUAGUUUUGUUUGCUUGAAACAUGAAAUGUAAAAUACCUUAAACAUUUUACAAAAAGGCUUUUAUCAUACACAAUUUGCACAGAGGAAGAUAAAAUAAACUGAAUCCUAUGUUAAUCAGCCUUAGCGGAGCUUUUUAGAAAAACAGUUAUUAGCCAGCAGAUAAUCUCAGCUAAUGCCAAAAUCUAAAAUUUAUAAUAUCUGAAAAGGAGGAAGAAAAAACUGGAAAAUUCAAUUGAUUUAUUAGCGCAAGAUGUUUUCAACAUCUUCCCAACUGCAAUUGCCAACUCGAAUUAUUUUGAACUUUCCACUUACAAUAAGAAAUGUCUUUAAUACUUAGUAUUCCUAAGAUAACUUAGAAUAAGGCCCGGGGGCUACUCCCUUAUACAAGCCAUGUAGGUAUGUUCCGCCCCAAAGGGAAUGGUUUUUACGCUGUUUUGGUCUGAAAACGAAUAUAGACUUUGCCCAUUUUGGUCAGGAAUCGGGUAUAGCUUUCGAGAAAACUGCGGGAAUGUAUGAACGUAUUUAUCGCUUCAAUUCCAAAUCAAUAAGAAAGAAAGAGAAAUAUGCAAAUUAGAAAGUAUUUUAAGAAAUCUUUUUGUCUACGUUCUAAUCUAAGUAAAUGAUGACAUAAUUUCUUAGAGGCCAGGUCUGAAAACGGGUGUGAAAAAUAACAUUUUUUGGUCUGAAAUAGGGUCAGGAUUUAUAGAAUCGGGUGGCACAACCCCACUAAAAAUUCCCAGGGGCACCCCCCCCCCCCCACCCUAGGAAUAAGGUGAUAUUUUUUGCAGUUGCAGUUUUACCGCCAUUCUGGGCGGUUCAAAGGAAUAACGAACACUAUUUCCGCGGUCAGUUCGGCAAUAAAAAGCGACAAAAAAGGACGUAAUCGCGGCAGAUACUAUAAUAAACCGCUAGACUCUUAUUCUUAACCUUACUAACCACAUACUUAAUAUAUAUAAUACCUCGGUGAUGAUCAAUAAAAAAUCACGUGACUUUGUUGAAGUGAAAUUGAAAAGUUUUCUAUGAUCAUUUUCUAUGGAACUCCACCUGUGAAAACUAGACAUUCGGCCCAUGCGAAAUCCAGCGAUAUUUUAGUUUUGUUAGCUGGCCACUAAAAUUUAAAGUGACAGUAGACAUCUGCGUUUCUUACUAAACAUGUCCUUUGCAUCAGUGUUCGUAAAAUACAGACGGCGUCAAUAUGAAACUUGGCCUUCUGAAGAAUUAAGAGUCUUAAAUUGAGAAAUAAAGCGAUAAAGUUUAAACAGAUUUGGUCUCCCAUGCGUCUCUUGCAUAACUGAUGUCAAGUUCAUGAAAAUUGUGGUGUCUUAAGAGCUUCUUGAUGGUAGAGUUUUUGAGGAUUACUGUCUCUUUAUCAUGGCCAAAUAAAAUGCUUGUAUGCCGGUUUCCUAUAUUUUAGGCAUGACCGUAAAUAGAGGUCAACGGUACCACGUUCAACCCUGUUUGACAUUGGUGUUAAGAAAGUUUAACUUAGUAACAAAUUGUUGUGAUAUGAAGAACAAAUGUACGAUAUCGGUUUUCUUUCGACAGGAAAGCCAUGUGAAGACCAGUUACCUGACUGUUCUGAUUACCUUGAUAAUGAUGAAUGUGAAACCUACAGUGGCCUUACCAGACAGUACUGUGCUAAAUCAUGCAACUACUGUGAGUAGACAAGUUCUGUAGUCUUAUGGAGGAGGGAGCUAGGGCGCUUCCACCAUUGCAAGUGGUCAACUCUAGUCACUUAGGGAUCCAUCUGUCCCUGUAUUGGUUGUGGCUCAAGUCCCCUCCCCCUAUACACUACUUUCUUAACUGCCACAAUUGUUAUUCUCACAGCGUUUUUUUGUGGAGUCAAAAACUGUUGUGUGUUCGCAUCACUUAAAGCAUACCACUGAUGAUUAGUCGUUAGAGAAUGAUGAUCUUCUUAGACGCCAAGUCAGCUGUCUCGUAAAAGUAGUCAAGAUAGUUAAUUCUAACUCUCAUCUUAGCGUAAUUAACAUGGUGCAAAUUAUGUGAUUAUGAUGCUCGCCGACAACGCUAAUUUAAAAUCCUCUAAAAAGAAUGACGACAAACUGUUUUUCCUAAGAGACUUAUUUGUUUUCUUUUCUUUUUUGUUUUCGAAGGUACAACAGCUCCCCCUCCUGGGUCAGGUGAGUACUAUGGCCUGCUUCCUGCAUGACUGAGCUUAUACUCAAGUUUAGUAAAACUGAUAAUGUUAUCACAAAAUUUCCCGAAGAAUCCACUGCCUAUAAUCUACAAAAAAAUUUAUGUACUAUUUUGCAUUCUAAGGCUGUGACUUUCUUUUUUUUUAUUGAAGUUACACAAUAAGAUAAACUAAAGAACUGGCCCCAGCUGUUCAAAAGGUGGAUAACCAGUUUGUGUACCGUAAAGGCCAUAAUAUGACUAUGGCUGUAAUUAAUUGUCAUACUUAACAAUUAAUGAAUGAGGCUGAGUAUCUUAUGAAGAACUUUAUCGGUUUUAUCCGUCGCGGCCGUAGGCCGAGGCGGAUAACACUCUCCGAGAUCUCCAUAAUUCUUCAUAUGAUACGAAAGCCGAAUUCGAUAACUGUUUUAUUAUUCACCCAAAAUAAUUCCUUGUUUAAAAACAAAGCUAAAACAUGCUUACCUCCAUCGAUGUUGAGUUCACUUUCGAUAGUGCACGUUUAGGGUUGUUCAGCUCUGCAAAUAUUCUCCAAUGUCGCCCUUCGAGUUGUCUUCUUGCUGUUCUUGCCAUGUUUUUAGCGAUAAUUUCGCCUAGUGCUUAUUCUAGAAACGAGUGAAAUAUCCGCCAUUUUUUGUUUUCUCAACCAAAACAACUCAACCUCGUCCCCAGGUCUUCUCGAUUAACGGUGCAUUAACCUGCAAGAACGCUGCAUUUUUGACGUCAUUUCCUCGUUUAACACAAAAUUCUUUCAAAUUUGGUCAUCAGUAACUUGUUAUGGUGAAUUAUGCGUGUGCUUUUAGCCAAUCAGAAUCGGGGAAAUAUUUUGAAAGAAUAAUACAUAUACUUGGCUGAAAUGGCUUGAUUCGGGUUUUGAGGGUGUCAGAAUUUUUUUUAAAUUUUUUCGAUAUAUUUUUUCCAUUAACAGUUUGCCAAGACUUGUUAUCAGACUGCGCAGUGUAUAUUGAGUCCUCAUCUCAGUGCCACCAAGCUAAAGAUUUUUUUAUGAAGUACUGUCCAAGAACGUGCGGCUACUGUUGUAAGUUCCUGUAAAAGUCUAUAUGUAAAACUGUAAAAAUUAGACAUCUUCUGGGAUAAGGGCCUCAACUCGUAACAUAAACGUUGGGUGUUUGUGAAGCAUUUCAGUGAAAGAAUCCUAACUUUCCUAAAACUGUGAAAAAAAUCUUAUACACAAUAUAUUUGUUUGUUUGUUUUUUUCGUUCCUUUAUACAAAUAUGGGUUUUAGCCUUUCCUUUCUACAAAACAGUUCGGUGUCAGAAGAUUUUAAAGUAGCAUCCAACAGUUGGAGAAUUAAAACAGCGCCGCUACAACACCUGGGUAGGUUCCAGUCCCUUACUGGAGAAAUGUAUUUUGUGUCGUACAAGAAAGGCCCCUUAUCAAGAAAGUAAAAGAGCCACAAAUAUGAAUUUGAGGAGCCUAUUUAUUUUCAUUUACACUCUUCGUAGAUUAUCUUAAUCGUCUUCUAUAAUCGAAUUCGAUACCUUAUUUAAAAGAAUGAAAGACGUCUAUCUAACGAAAAAAAAAAACAGCUCGAUUCACAGCUACAGACACGUGCAUGCUUUGAGAUGAGAGAACGAUGUUCCUCUUCUAAAAUGCCAUUGAACUCUUACUUGCUCAUCAGCAUGUUACGACAUUCUGCCAGAAUGCGCUUCAUUUAUCACCAGUCCAGAGGAGUGUCGGACAUCAACGUUUUUGACCAAAUAUUGUAGAAUGUCUUGCAGUCUCUGUGGUAAGUGUUUCUUUUUUCUUUUUUUUUUUUACACAAUUAAAGUAUAUUCUAGAUCAACUGCUGCUUCUACAAUUAUGUAACUGCAAGAAACGGUCCAUCAGUAGGCCAUUCCUAAAAUGUGUUGCUGCUUGGGCCCUUUGAUGAUUAUUUUGAUCAUGGAUUUUGUUACUUGAAAACACCUUGACUUACUUUGAGGCACCUAGUAAAGAUAGACUUUUCAUAGUUUUUCACUAAUAAUGAUACUUUUGCUUUUUCAAUUCAAAAAAAAAAGAUUUUUCAACAUCUUCACCCGCUACAUCGUCUUCAACUUUGUUUCCAGCUACACAAUCCUCUUCAACUGAUUUUACCCCAACUCCAAGAUCUUCGUCAACUGAUUCUUCUCCAUCUACUAAAACUAUGUCGACUCAGUCUACGCCAGCUCCAAAAUCUUCGUCUACUGGCAUUACACCAACUCUUAAAACAACGUGGACUAAACCUUCCGCAACUACACUGCCUUUAUUAACCACAGCGGUCGCUACAACGGCACGUACAACUAGAAAGCCGACAACAGGCAACACCCUUCCUCCUGGCCCAAUAGGUAUUUUCUUAAAUACAGUUAACUGUUUUGCACACAUAUUUAGGUAUUGUAUAUAAGAUCUCUUCGAAAGGUAGCAGUAUAGAAGUGAUACACGUCCUACAAAACAAAGCCAUGUUUUGGGGAGCCGCUUAGAAAAAAUUGUCAAAUAUGCUUUAAAACUCAAACUCCUCAGCAGGUUUGUGGCUCACAUAGCACUUAUAUUUCCAGUUCUUUAAAAUUCAAUCACAUGACAUUUUAUUUUGUUUUUCAGGUACAAAUUUCACUUGCCUUUUACUUAUUUCCAUUAAAUAUUGCCAAGAAAUUAUAGCUAACUUGAAUGGUGUGACAGUUUCAGGAUGUGCGGACGUCAAUCCAGAGCAAUGCGCUUCGAUAGUUGCAGACGACCCGCAAUCCUGCAGAAAUAGCGAUCGUCGGGAAUAUAUGGAGACGAACUGUCCUGAGACGUGCAAAUUAUGUGGUAUGAACAAUAAAUGAGUGAACGAAGAAGUUUCAAUUUCAUGUCAAUAUUUAAAAUGUCUGCGUUACACUCGUUACUUCAAAUCGAGUAAAGGUCAUAAACAAAAAUUGUUAUAUUUUUGUAUGUUUACCAAAAAGCAAAGUAUUACAGAGUGAUUCAAAGGAUGGUGAGACAUUUUUAAUAUAUUUUGGCAUGAAAUUAGCAGCGAACAAAGGGGCCCCAAUGUCACAAAGUUUACUUAUUGGCUCCCUUACUGUAAGAGGUGAAGAUUUAUAUAAAUAUAACAAUAAUAAUAAUUCCUUUAUUUACCCUCAGGGGUAUUUAUAGCACUUAUGCUAGUGGGGCCGUGUAAAUGGCUGAAACAAAUAAUUCAACAUACUCAACAUAGCAGGGAUGAAAAUACAAACUAAAUGUAGAGUCAGGGAGUGACGUUUGUAAAGAAACGAUAAAUGCAUGUGUCUCAGAAGUUUAUUUGUGCAAUUAUGCUAAAUAUUUCACUGAUUAGUACUCUUUUCGAUUAGAUGUGGAUCUUUAUUGUGAGGAUAAAAUGCCAAAGGAGUGCAGAGAUCUUAUCACAAGGGACAAGGAAUACUGCAAAACAAAGCCUGAAUUUAUGAAGGAAAAUUGUGCCAGUACAUGUGAAUAUUGCGGUAUGAGAAAACCAGUAAAGACAGAACUUUCAUGUGUUCAGUACAUUCUUUUUACUUGUUGGCACUGGGCGGGAUUUGCAAUGUUAUCUAACAUAUUUUACUUUUCCAUUAUUAAGGGUGUACUGAUGCUUUGGAAAUAUGCUCAGCACUAGUGGAAAAUAACAAAGAUUACUGUUUUUCCAAUCGGCUGUUUAUGAAAACAAACUGUCCAAAGUCAUGUAAUCUGUGCAACGGUAAGAUGUAUCCUAUUUCAUCAUACAAGACAAUGAGGCGAGUUUUUUUUUAACCUAAACAGGGCUUUCAAACACCGGAUCGGUAGGAGAUUAACGCAGUCUAACAAACUUAUGAUCGCUGUUCCUUCUUUCUCUUUACUUAGAGAGCCGCAACGCUUCACGCAAUACAGAGGCAAACGGUAUUUAAGUCAUAACUUAUUUUUUAAUUACUAACAUAACAUUUAAUAAUAAUAACAAUAAUAAUAAAAUUGUAAUUGACAAAAGGCAUGAAAUUAAUGGCUACUAAGUAUUGCUGUAAAAAUAAUAAAUAUUUUAAUUUCAGAAAUGUUAGAUAAUUAGCUGCCUACGUGUUUGCUUGCUGCCAUACUAAGUGUUUCCUUUUGGUUUUUAAAGCGCUCCCUCAAGUUAGCAGAGGGUGGAGAAGUUGAAGGGCUUGGAAUAGAAACAAAUCCCUUGACCUUUAGUUUCCAAAAUGUUAGAACUAUGAAAUACCAAAACUUUCCCUUCAGUUGGCAGAGAGAGAUGAAAAGAGCUAAAAUACCAGCUUGAGGGUCACAACAUAUCAUUGGACUUUGUCCUCAACAACACUAACCUGGUGUUAAAUGAAAUUUAAAUUCAGUUUCGAUGGGUUGUUUUGUAUGUGAAAUUAAAUAUAAAGAAAGGAGAUGCGUUUUCGGGAUCAUAAAAUGCGACUUCAAAAGCUGAACGAACAACAAAUAUGAAGAUUAGUGUAAGAUUCAAAUGAGUAAUUAGUACCAUCUUAACAUAUUUCUUGCGUUAUAGAGGAUGUCUUGCCACCGGCGCCACCAUUUAGGGGUAAGAAAUAAAAGCUGAGAUAUCGUAACUAUUAAGAAACAUUCUAAGAGCAAAAGGACGUUUUCUUCAAAUCAGGUCUAUGACUCCAUGCUGUAAUUACUAGCAAAUGAGAUGAUCAGGAUACUUGCGGCAUGAUUCUGCAAUUUUUAGGGGCACACUAUGCUCCGUCUAAUGCCGUUUUGUUUUUUAAAACAAACGAUCACAUCAUCCUAAGAGUGAAAAGGCAAUUGGUGAAUUAAUGACUAUAGUUGUCAUGAAAUAUUGCCAAUGUGUAGUUCAGUAUAAGAAAUGAAAUACACGCAAUGAAAUUAGAGGGUCUCAAUGUGGUUAACCGUCAGCUGCCAAAAAGGUAAUUUUUUUACCGUCAUCCGUCAAAAAUACAGAUUAAUAUUAACCGUCAAGAAGUUUCCAGGUAUUUCAAAUCUCACCUUUUCAGCUGAUCUUCACGGAAUUUUGGCUUCUGAAGAAUCUUCAACUGGAAAAACCAGUUUCCAUGUUCUCAAAACACUCUCUCUACGUGCUUUAGACAUUAUUAGACGUUACAACUUGCUUAUAUCUGAAAAUAUUUCAAAAUUUCAUAAGUGAAAGGCUAAGACAACCUCAAAAAACUUAAUACAGAAAUUCAUAUUUUCUUAAACUCUUGGACUAAAUUUCCUCUAAAUAACUCUACGCGUCAACCGUCAAAAGCUCUAAAAUUUAACCGUCAACCGUCAAAGCUACCAUACUGCUCUUGUCCGUAGAUUGUGUCGAUAAAAGGAGGAGAUGUCAAAUGUUUGCUGCUAAAAGGAACUAUUGUACUUAUCAAAGACGGUUCAUGAAACGCAACUGUCCAAAAGCAUGCCAGUUCUGUGAAAAGGUAAGGUGACUGUGUAGUUUACAUCGAGAAAACAGUUCACCCUUCUUACAUAUGCCAUUUUUUACGUCGUCCUCAGUAGAACCUUUGAGUAUAUUUGCCAUAUGACUAGUCAACGUUUGCCGUUGUCCACUUUGCUAUUGACUAUAACUUCAUUUUUCGUAUGAAUCAGAAAUUUGGAAACGCCACACAACGUAAAUUAUUAAUUCCUAUAAUACAUUUGAUGAACUAGAUAAAAAGAUAGGAACGGUUUCUAUUAACAAUUUCAGUUUGCAGUGGUGUGGAAAAACAGUACAGUAAGAUAAGCUCGAAAGCGAAAUAAAAGCUUUAUUUGCGCAAGACGCAACCCUAGCGGAUAAGGUUGCGGAGUGGUCUAUGCAGAAUAGAAUCAAACUCAAUAGCGACAAGUGUAAGGAGCUCAGGAUAUGUUUUGUAAAGGAUGAGCCCUAGUUUGCGCCUAUUGUAGUAGAUGGUAAUGAGCUAAAGAAAGUGACUAGUGCUAAACUUCUAGGUCCGACCAUAUCGAGCAACCUUACAUGGAACGAUCAUAUUAGUGACAUUAUCAACCAAGCGUCGAAGCGUAUGUAUUUUUUUGGUGCAGUUAAAGAGAUCGAGAGUUCCUUGGCAGGAUAUGUGCACUUUUUACUCUGCUUGUAUACCGCUCUGUUCUUACGUACGCUACACCCCCCUUUUUUAUGCCCUGCCAAAGUACCUAAAAGAAGAGUUGGUGCGAGUUGAAAAGCGGGCCAGGGGCGUAGCCAGGAUUUUUCAAAGGGGGGGUCACAGAGGCUACUCACCAGAUUGUCAUGUCGACUUCCACGCCCAUAUUAGCUAAAGACAAGAGCCGUUGACGAAAAUACUUCACAAAAAAACAAAUUUUAAAAAAGUGGGCUUUUCAACAAUGGCUUUUACGGCCAAGAUAUUGUCAUGGCGUUUUCGCUACCUGAAUAUUGUAGGUUGUUUGCUCAAAAGAAGGCCUACCAAGGGGGGGUCACGGGCACCCCAGGACCCCCCCCCUAGCUACGCCCCUGCGGGCAAUGUCUAUAAUAUGCCCAGGAUGGCCCCACCAGGAGGCUAUCGAACUGGUGAACAUUGUUCCUACAGUAGAUUUCAUCAAUGGGCUAUGUAGUAAUACUUUCGACACCAUUGUAAAGGACCCUGAACACCGUCUGAACAGUUUAAUACCAUUUAGUGGACCGUCACGUUAUGCUCUAAGGUGCAACUGAUGCUUCAUUGUACCUAAAUGCCAGACAGAUCGUUUUAGGAACAGUUGUAUGAUUAGAUCUUGUAUUGAUAAUAUAUAUAUACGUAGAUUUUUAGACUUUUUAUCAUCUUUUUUAUACUUUCUUAUUUACGGUACCUAGUUUUAUAUACCAUUUUAUCAAUCGCAUCAUUGGUAAAUACGCAAUUCAGCCUUUGGGCUGCAAAGCAUUGAUAAUUAAACUAUCUAUCUAUCCUUCCAAAAACCUUCCCUGCAGCUGUUUAUCUGUUUAAAGAAACGUACCAGACUUCACAGCAGAUGUUCAGCAGCUACUUGUCAUACGAUAGUGUCUGUCCAAACAUGAUGUCAUGGUCUUUAUACUGUGUACACAGUUGUGAAACCAAAAGGAUAACAUUUGACAUUGUACAUCAGUCGAAAGUGCCAUCUCAAAGUGUGCUACAGCGUAUCUAUAAAUUCAUCCACAAAAUACGUUGGGGUGAUGCCCAAGCAUUUCAUAGUGAUACUUAGAGUCGAAGAAGGCGUGUUUUGCGACAAACACUACCAGUUCUUUACAGACGUUUAAGUAAUGUUCUGGCGGAUUUCCAUUGCAUUUGCCCUUUCUGUUCUAGCUGUCUCCACCGUUCAGUCUUGUCUGAAGGUAUGCUUUUCGGGGAUAGUCUGGGUUCCGAUUCUUUUAGAGCUAAAUCAAAACAAACUUUUCAGCUACUGGUACUCGUGAAGAAACAGGUACCUGUUGAUCGCUUCUGCUCUUCAUUUUAUUGUCGGUUUUGCCUCCCGAACAUGAAUCAAAAAUUUUAACUCUGACACGAUUUCAGGCGAAUCUCAACUGUGUUUAGGUAAAAAUCAGGAGGAGACAAUAGUUACUCAUGGCUAUUAACAACGUUAGAAUUGAAAAUCUUAAUAAAGAAGAUUAGAUGAAGAUAUGAGGAAACUUCCUCUGAGUUUUCAUAAACGCAGCUCAAGCAUAUACCGUGGACAAUAUGGAUUAAAGAUGUAUUGUAUUGUAUUUUCCCAGGAGUACAAUUUUUCGAUCAACACUGAAUGGAAUGGUGCCCCAAUCAAUCACGCGCCCAUCGUCUUCCAAAUUAGUGCCCAGGACUCUCGUAAUUUACUCGUAUCUGUCAGUGGACCUUUCUUCAAUGACCCAGGGCCACCACCAUGCGCGGCCGGAAGCGCUUGUUACGGAUUGUGGAACUACGAAGGUAAAAUCCUCGCUGUUUUAAGGCAAAGUUUAAGUGUCAGUACUUCGAGCAGCUUCAAAAAGGUCUGGUUUACAAGAGUGUUUGGAAAAUAUUAAUGGAAGGGCAACAUUUUUUGCUAGGUUAUUUUAAACUGGAUGCAAUUUUCUUGAUCCCGCCAUUUGCAAUUUUCAAGAAAAAGAUAAACGUGAUCAACUUCCAUACCACGCAACUUAAGGAAAGGUUGCUUGUAUAUGACAGUGAAACCAUCGUUGGUAGCUAAAGCCCAACAAAUCAUUGAGGCGUUUUUUAUUAGGGUUCUCAGAAAUGAGACGAGCUAAACACGUUAAAGGAGCUUAUAUUGAUGUCAUUUCAAUAUCAUUUAACCUGUCAUUUUUGAAUUUUCAACCAUAUGCUAUACUUUUGACUAUUUUAGUUGCCGAGGUGUUUUUUCUUGGGAAAAACGAGAAAUACUUGGAAGUCGAGUUGAGCCCGUAAGUCUCUUUUCAGAUUGUCUUAUCUACGUUGGUUUGCAGAUCCAUAUUUCAUUUAUAUCCUAUUAAUAAGUUAAUAAUUGUAUUGUAUCCUGUUUUAAUAUUCGAUCGUUCUGGGAUAAUACUAAUUUAUAUAUAGAAUGCGUUAUAUCAGGUUCGUUUUACACCAUAGUUGGGAAUGACUGUUUUGCAUUCCGCCCAUAGCCAGAGCGAUACUGCGUGGAGAUAUUAAAAUGGCGGUUAUCACAUUUUUGGGUAUAUAAGCAGCCACGCACUAUAAGACACUAUCAAGAUAAAGCAGAAAUGUACAGGUUUUUUUGACUCUCUCCCUCGGAGUCUUCAGCGUUUCAAGUGUGUAAUUAGAAAAUUACAGUAUAAGGAAUAAACCUGUUGUCUGUGCAAAAAACUUGUACGUGAUUUCUCUUCCAAGUGGAUUCGACACAUAUCCAAAUCAAUGACGAAUGUCACUCGUUAAACCGGGCUGUCGCUUAGUAUCAUGCGGGAGUCCUAGUAUAUAUUGAGGUUUCACUGUUUAACAAACUUCAGAUUUAUGACUUUUAUCCUUUUUAGGCAUGGACAACAUUUGCUUCUUUUACUGAAUGGAGUAAGGAAGCCAUUUUUGGUAAGAACACAUGUGGAUCGAGCUUACAGAUUGCUGAAAACGUGUUUAAAAAAACGAUGUUGCGCGUUUUACCACCCACGAAAACAAAUCAAGUUGAUUUGGGUUGCGAAACGUUGUUGCAGAAAGUAGAGAGUAGUUUUACUUUUUGCAACAAAUUUCCGCUACCUGCAACAACCUAAUUUAUUGCAAAACAAGUGAUUCGGGGGGGGGGGUAAAACGGACAACACCGCUUUUCGAUUCAUUUUGCUGCAAUGUUACAAAACAAGUUGCUCAUUUUUGUUGCUUGUUAUAUCGUUGCUUUAAAGCACAGACUGAACAGGGUAAUCUGACACAAGGAGCAAGUCAAAAAGUUUGGAAAAAUCGAACGGAAAAAAGACUCCGAAUAUUAAUUAAGUUGAUUGCUUGUUUUAAAUACUAACCAGUAUUGAAUUAAUAGCUUCUUUCUUUUUAAAUUCAACACAUGGUGUGCAGUGACUUUGACGCCUUUUUGGGUUUUGAUGCGCAAGCUCUUCUCAAUGUACUUUCAAUAUUGACAAGUUCACUUAUUUUCUAAUUUCAUAUUUUUUUCAAACUGGUUUGUAUCUCACUGUCUUAACGAAAAAAGUCGUUUUCUUUCUUAUCUCAGGAUAAGGUGCCUAUAGAGUACACAGCACAAAUUGACCGCACAAAGAACACAUGGAAUGGUACUGCGACAAUUCCGAUGGACUACCUCCCACCACAUGUGGGAAGAAUCAAUGCAUAUGCCAUUCACGGGUCUGGGGUCAAUCGGCGAUACGAGUCAUUAUAUCCUGCAUCGGCUGAUGUCAGCGAUCCUGAUUUGUGAGUGAAAUGAUCGCAUUGUAUCGUAAAUUAUACGAUUAUGCAUUGACUAGUCAAAAGCUUACUGUUUAUCUUUACCACACAAAAAAAACGUUUUCACUUAUCGAUGAGUAUUUAACACUUGCCUGAGAAAGUUAGGGUGUUGAGUUUGGAAACAUUUCGAAGGUUACGAAAAAAUGGAUAGCCAUCGUACGAUGAAAGCUGUUCGUAAAUACUAAAUAAUAAUCAUACUGUCUUAAAAACGAGCACUCGACACAUAGUAAGUUUUGAACUNAUCGGCGAUACGAGUCAUUAUAUCCUGCAUCGGCUGAUGUCAGCGAUCCUGAUUUGUGAGUGAAAUGAUCGCAUUGUAUCGUAAAUUAUACGAUUAUGCAUUGACUAGUCAAAAGCUUACUGUUUAUCUUUUCCACACAAAAAAAACGUUUUCACUUAUCGAUGAGUAUUUAACACUUGCCUAAGAAAGUUAGGGUGUUGAGUUUGGAAACAUUUCGAAGGUUACGAAAAAAUGGAUAGCCAUCGUACGAUGAAAGCUGUUCGUAAAUACUAAAUAAUAAUCAUACUGUCUUAAAAACGAGCACUCGACACAUAGUAAGUUUUGAACUGCUUGUCAUCUAGUAGUCCGAGUGAAAAAAAAGUGCAGCUCUUUCCCUAUUUUUAAUUGUCCGGCGAAUUUCAAACAAACUUCUCAAAUUCGAGUAUCCUCUUCGUCGAAACACUGAGACUUUCAUUUGUCUUAAGGGAAAUUUUAAAAACACUGAUUAGUGGAUGAGGUUUUUGUGAUAUCCGCGAUAAUCAAGGUCGAGGUAAGUGUAAUCAGCCAAGCCGACGGCCGAGGCUUAUAGCAGGCUUACCGAGACCUUGAUUAUUUAGGAUAUCAAAAAAACCGAAUCUAAAAAUUGUUUUAUUAUACGUUGUUUUGAAGAAAAUAACGACAACACACCGUCGCAAGGAACCUAAAUUGAUAUUGGUAUUGGAAAUCAUGAAAUGCGCGCGCAACCUACAGAUUAGUCAGUUAUCUGCUAGCAGAUAACUAACUAAUCUGUAGGUUGCUCUGAUUUCCAAAAUUAGCUGUAGCCAAUGAAAAGACAGAUAGUGAGUAUAAUGUAUAAUAAAAAAGGUUAUUGAUUAAAACAUCUGACAACAUCAAUUGGUAACCCUUCCUCGUGACAUACUCUGGCCGAUGACAGUUUGAUUUCACUGGGCGCGCGGUUGACAAAUAACUAAAAUUGAAUUUUUGGCAAAACAUUCAUCAACUAACUCCCUUGUUAUUUCUUUUUAGCCAUCGCCUGGAAUUUUUCAAGCCAUUUGACUUUAAAGCCAUGUUUUCUUUAUCGUGGGAGAAACCAAAGUCGCCUUUCUGGAAGAACAGUAUUCGAAGAAUCAUGCGAUCAAGAGCAAGAAUUUAAUUCUUGGUUUGCAAGCACGUGACAAGGCGGCCAUGUUGUUGGUCAAUACAAUAAUUUAUUUUCGAUGAAUUUACACGAAAAUGGAGUUAGUUCCUAUUGGAGAGAAAUGC